AAACAUAACAAAUAUUAACGUAUUGUGUUUUUAUGAACUUCUCCCUUCAAAGGGAAGCAAUCACCAAAAAAACAGUACAAACGACAACAAUUCUCACACAAAAGCUACAAAAUGACAGAAAUAUUAUUACGACAGAGUGCCAUAGACAAAAGUAUUGGAGGUUCAGAAACAGUCUACCUUGAUGCAGUUGAGGCAGCUGCCAGCUUUAAUCUACGUUUGAAGAAUGACAGAAAGAUGCGGUUGCCGUUUUUGGACUCCCAGACUGGGGUAGCACAGAGUCACACUGAUCUAUGGCAUUCUUACAGACACCGCCAACCUGGGAAAUAUGUUGGCCAGAUUUACUCUUAUCCUGAACGCAGAUGGAAGAAGAAACGACACUAUUUUCUGUUUCCUGAAGAGCGCCAUAGCAAGCCACUGGACAUAGAAACUGGGGAAGCAGACUCUGUCAGCAGCACGCCCAUUAAACGUCGCCCUGUCGUCCCAGACAUGCACCAGAUCAGCACAGUGGAGAACCCCGCAGUGGCCAAGCCAGAUGAAGAGAUCCCAGAGUUGAAGAGUGAGACCAGCAAGGACCAGUGGUACGAUGAGUAUGAUGAGUACAUGGAGCCUCCUGAUGCCGGUGAGAUGUGCGACGACCAAUCGGAUAUAAGUGACUUCGAGGAUACGUACAUCAAGAAGAAGAAAAAGAAAGGAAAGGGUGGUGCAAGGGGCAGAAAGAAGAAAUCUGAAAAGGAAGAAAAAGAGAAACUGGAUGAGGAGAAGGAAAAGCCCUAUGCUUGUGAAGUGUGCAAUGCUCGAUACAAGACGCGCCCCGGCCUCUCUUACCACUACAACCACUUUCACAACGGAAUGAUGGAACCAGAGGAACCAGAGCCCUCUCCCAAGUCUGUCGUAAAAACUCCCCCCAAACUGGACCGUGAAGAACAAGGCAAGCCCUUGCCAAGUAUUAUUUUCCCAGAGCGCGGGGAGGACGGGAAGGUUCAGAACAGCAACUACUGUGACUUCUGUCUUGGUGACGCAGAUGAGAACAAGAAGACAGGCACACCCGAGGAGCUGGUGUCCUGCAGCGACUGUGGACGAUCAGGUCACCCUACUUGCCUGCAGUUCACAACCAACAUGACAAUCUCAGUGAAGAAGUACCCAUGGCAGUGUAUUGAGUGCAAGUCCUGUGGGUUGUGCGGGACCUCAGAGAAUGAUGAGCAGCUGUUGUUCUGUGACGACUGUGACCGCGGUUACCACAUGUACUGCCUCAACCCACCCCUCUCUGAAGCCCCUGAAGGUAACUGGAGUUGUCACUUGUGCAUUGAGGAGUUCCACGGUGGCAAGAAGCCCGCUGGCAUGGUGUAGAGGGCAUCUUUGUGUGGCAGGGGUCAUGUUGACAUUGCAACUUGAUAAUAUCAUUAAGACUAUACUGCUAGAAGCAACAAUUACAUAAGCAUAACUUGUACUGAGAUUACACAUGACUACAGUAUGAAGCACAGCUAGCAGUGGCUUUCAGGAUUCAAUUAAAAUAGACCACAGGUGUUAUUGCAUGUGGAUGCUUUUUAUGUGGAGUUCAGAGAUAUUGUUACACUCAUGGGUAAUUUUUAUGCCCCCUUUCAAAGAAAAUGGGGCAUAUAGUGAUCGGACUGUCUGUCCGUCUGUCUGUCUGUCUGUCUGUCUGUCUGUCUGUCUGUCUGUCUGUCUGUCUGUCUGUCUGUCUUUCCGUCACACUUUGCGUUUAGGUUUUGAAAAAUGCUCAUAACGUCUAUGUCCCUUGAGAUAUAACCUUCAUAUUUGGUAUGCAUGUGUAUAUGGACAAGGCCUUUCCAUACGCACGAAAAAUUUUUACCCCUGUGACCUUGACCUUGAACUUAGGGUCUGUGUUUAGGUUUCACAAUCUGCGUUUAGGUUUCGAAAAAAGCUCAUAACUUCUAUCAAGCGUUUAUAGAGGGCAUAAGUCAUCCUAUGGUGACAGCUCUUGUUGUAACAUCUUUAUAUUAAAUUGUUUAAUCAUUCCUUAAAAUAUAUCUUAAUAAAUGUGUGCUAAUAAAUGUAAAAAAAAUCACCUAGACACAGGUUUUGAUUUUGAUGUUUACUGUUUAUACUUGUAUAUGUGUAGCUUAUUUCAAAUUUUAGUCAAAUAUAAAACGUAAGUGUUGUUACAAUUGUCCUUGAUACACUUACAUGAAAGUCUCCCUUCCUGUGACUUGAGAACAAAAAGAUAUGUAUCAAAUUAACUUAAUAAAGGUUUACUUCCCACUGUUGUGCACUUGUACGCAAUUACCAUUUUUGAAAGAAAUAAUGAGAUAAGAUUCAUUUUCUUAGUAAAUUACCCAAGAGAUGUGCAGCGCUGUUUUAUUGUCUAUGUUAUGUUAGUGUAUGUUUAUAUUUUAGUCAUUCAAUCUUUUUUAUUCUCUAAACAAAUAUGCCCUGAAAUAUGUGAGCAUGUAAAUGUAGAUGGACUGUAAAUGUUCAAAUUUCAAAGUAUUAACAUAUUUUGGAUUUUGUGAACCUUUUAUUGUAUUAAGUGUUCGUAAUAAUAAUGAAUAAAUAUACUUGGUAAAAAAGGUGUGUUUUCGUUGAUUGCCACUGUUAGUCAGUUUUAUACACAUAGACAGAUGUAUAUGUGAAAGGGUAUUGUUCACAAUCACAGAUUGUUGUAUACUACAUGUAUUCAGUUUUACUUGAGAGAUUCAAAUAUAAGAACUUAUUAAAAUUUAAUAACAAGAAAACAUUUUCUUCCACAAAGAAUUACAUCUGAAUCCUCAGUAUCAAAAGUAUAAAACAUAGACCACAAAGCCAUUCCAGCCUGUACUUAUAUGGCUGCAGGUUUUAUUUCAUAUAAACAACCUAUAUUGUCAGCUACUUUAACAAAAACACAGAAACUAUUCCAUUGUUUGAUGUUACAAAUGCUAUAUAAUUUCUUCAUAUCAAUCUCCUUGUAUACAAAUGGAUUUGGAAUGGUUUUUAGUGUUGGUAGCGUUAUUUUCUUCUUUAUAAGUCAUAUUCUUCAUUCAUCACACCCUAGUACAUAGUGAAGGGGGUAUGCAGGAAUAGUCAAGAUCUCUACACAUCUCUGCCCAAAUACCAAAAUUCCUCUUGAUGCUUUUUCCUACAUCUUUUAAUCUGCAGCAGGCAUUGUUCCUUAUUAUAGUAAGUUUUGCAUGUGCGCUUUUCAUCCUGCUUUACAAAUGAUUAAAGUUAUAUCCUUUUUUGAAUGUUUGCUUUAAAAUUGUGUCUGGAGCAUAUAGCGAAGAGGUAUCCAAUUGGAACUUAAAAGUUAGAAACAUGUGUAUACUAUUGAGAUGUUCAGUACACAAGAACACAAAUUCUUGCUCCUAUAUUUUUAGAAAUAUUGCCUUUAGUUUAUUUUUGUACUUAAAUUUUAUCUGGAGCAUUUUGUCUUGAACUAAGAUGUAUCAACAAUAGAGAAAAUUCCUCUAAUGAGUUUUAAUACAAUGUACAUAAAUUUUGUUUGAAGCAUAUCAUUAAAAUAAUUAGAGGUAUCAACUAUCAUAUGUACUAUGUAGGUAGGUCACAAUUCAGGAAAGGGUAAAGCAUAAGAAUAAUAAUUCCUGCCUUUAUAGUUAUUGCCAUUGUGAAUGUUCAUUCUGAAAUUUUGUAAAGGGCAUAUCUUAACUAUAAUAAGAGAUAUCUUUAUAGUUAUUGCCAUUGUGAAUGUUCAUUCUGAAAUUUUGUAAAGGGCAUAUCUUAACUAUAAUAAGAGAUAUCAAGAUUGAACUUCCUAAUUAUCCCUUAUUCUCAUAGUAUCAGCCCUCCUCAUGGUAUCGUGACUGUAACAUACAAAAACUCAAGAAGUGCUGGAAAGUUAAUGUUUUUCCGAUUUUUAUUUGUUGCAAUUUAUUUGAUGGUUAUCCAUGACUAUUAAGACGAUCAUUCCCAUAAUUCCUGGUGUUCAUUGAAGAGUAGGUCAUGUUUAUUCCAGGGUGAUGCUAUGAAUUUUAAAUAACGUAACACACAAUUAUGCUAGUUUAGUUAUGGAUUAAUAGUAGCUUUAUCAAAUGUUUUAUAUGAUGCUUAUUUUUUAGUAAAAUGUAAAAAUGUUUUUCCAUUUUUUAAUGUUUUUUGAACAAGCAUAUGCACAUAGUAACAAACCUUAGCAACCAAUCAGAAGGGCCGAUAUAAGAACCUUUGUACAUGAUACAUCUUACUACAGGGAGCUAAGUCUAGGCAGUAUUUUGUCAAAACUAAGCCGAUUAAAAUGCCAAUAAUACA
This is a messenger RNA of Dreissena polymorpha, 4218 nucleotides long. Its product is annotated as zinc finger protein DPF3-like. Bases 112 to 1347 code for a protein of 411 amino acids. Gene Ontology annotation, biological process: nervous system development. The record is from RefSeq and is a predicted model, not a curated record. Gene Ontology annotation, cellular component: nBAF complex. NCBI's taxonomy places the organism in Eukaryota, Metazoa, Mollusca, Bivalvia, Myida, Dreissenidae. The transcript is spliced from 13 exons.